CCCCCGGCCUGGCCAACGCCGCUGCCGCUUUGUGCCGCGUCGCAGCGCCCGGACCGCGAAGACCACGAAGAGGCACCGGCACCGACGAGCCGCAGCAGCCGCCACCGCGCGCCGCCGCGUCCGCACGCCCCGACGCGGGCAGCCCACGCCUAGCGCCACGGCGGGGGCCGCGCCCGAGGCGUGCCGGCCGCCCCCGCCCGCCCGCGCCGCCGCGCGGCCCCCGCCGCCGCGCGCGCCCCGCGGCCGCCCGCCGGCGGCGCGCGCGGACCCGCGCGGGCCGCCCGCUCGCGCGCCAACUGCCGCGCGGGCGCGGCCCGCCGGGGACCCCCUCGCCCGCCCCGGACGCGCGGCCCCCUCACGGUUGCACACGCAGGUCCGCCGCCGCCGCCGCCGCCGGGGACGAUGAAGGCGCGCCGCAGGAGCCGCCUCGCCGCGCUCGCGCUGGUCGUCGGCCGCGCGGCCGCGCAGACGCCGACCGCGUCUCCGACCUUCGAGACGUGGACGCCGACGUCGAAGCCGACGGAUCGUCCGUCCAACACGCCGACGACCGGCGCGCCGACGUACUGGACGCCGGCGCCCUUCGCGGCGCCGCCGGACGACUACGACCGCGACACGUUCGACCACGACCCCGGCACGUGCGGCAACUACGCGCCGAACGAGGUCUACACGGCGGAGGCGCUCGGGCUGAAGGGCGCCUACGCACUCGCCAACGACGGCGUGGACGGGGACUGCUGCUACGAGUACGUCCACAACGACUGCACGCACAACCCGACGGGCUUGCCGACCCUGGUGCCCACCGCGCUCCCGACAACCCAGCCCUCGGCGCUGCCCACGGUCGAGAAGCCGACGCCCAUGCCGGUCUCGGACCCGACGAAGGUCCCGACGACCCUACCGACGUCGACGCCGACCUCGGCGCCGACGAAGGCGCCGACGAAGGUCCCGACGUCCCUCCCGACAUCCGUGCCGACGUCGGAGCCGUCGGAGGCGCCGUCGCCGGCGCCGUCGAAGGUCCCGACGGGCGUUCCGACGGAGCAGGACCCGACACCUUUGCCGACGAGCCCACCGUCGGCGGAGCCGACGUUAAUCCCGUCUCCGACGCCGACGACGCCGCCGUCGUCGGCGCCCUCAGAGGCGCCGGUACCGGCGCCCACGAAACCCCCCACAUCCAUACCGACCACUCUGCCUACUUCGGAGCCGACGCCCACGUUCUCGCCGACGCGCACCCCGACGACCGUGCCGACGCCGGUCCCAAUCUCCAAACCGACGCCGGGACCGUCAGCCGUGCCGACUCUCGUCCCGACCUCGUCGCCGUCGGCAAAGCCGACGUCCGAGCCGACGAAGUCGCCGACGACGAUCCCGACCUCGCUGCCGACGGCGAGCCCGACGCCUUCGCCGUCGGCACCGCCGACCUCGGUGCCGACGUCGCCGACGUUUUUGCCAACUCCCCUCCCGAGCUCGGUGCCGACGUCGCGGCCGUCCGCCUUGCCGACGGCGUCCUGGUCGCCGACUGACUUGCCGACGUCCGUGCCGACGGCGCAGCCCCAGGUCUCGGCCAAACCGACGGGGGUGCCGACCACGGUCCCGACGAGCGAGCCGACGAUCCCCCUGCCGACGUCCGUGCCGACGGGCAUCCCGACACCGGACCCGUCCGUGUCGCCGACGCCCGCGCCGACCGUGCAGCCGACGAACGGCGACUGCCUCGAGAAGAUCACGGACUUCUGCCAGUGCACGUACGUGCUCUUCGAGGUCUCGCACACGCUCGCGCCGACGCCGGCGCCCACGACGGCGGUGCCCUCGCCGGGCCCGACGCCUGCGCCCACGCCGGUGCCCACGCCGGCGCCCACGCCCCGGCCCUCGGAACAAAAACCCCCGGGCGCUCCCGAUCCGACGCCGAAGCCGACGCGGGUGCCGCGGCCCAGUCCGACCCGGGCCCCGACGAACGUGCCGACCUCGGUCCCGACGACGCCGCCGUCCCCCGAGCCGUCCGCCGUCCCGACGACGAUGCCGACGUCCCGCCCGACGACCACCCCGACGCCCGCGCCGACGCCUCUGCCGACGCUCCCCCCGACAUCCGUGCCAACGUCCAUUCCGACGCCCGCGCCGAUCCCGGUGCCGACGAAAAUCCCGACGAGCGUCCCGACGUCGCUCCCGACGAGCGACCCGACGGGCGUGCCGGUACCCGUCCCGACGGGCGCGCCGACGUUACCUCCGACGAGCGCUCCUUCGGCAAGCCCGACCUUCGACAGCUUCGCCCCGACGGCCAUGCCGACGACGGGAGCGCCGACGGUGAAUCCGACGCUCGUCCCGACGUCCGUGCCGACGACCGAGCCGACGUCAGCGCCGACGAAAGUGCCCACCGCGCAGCCGUCGCUCGAGCCCACGUGGCAAUCCCAAGCUCCAACCAAAACCCCGACGUCCGUGCCGACGACCGAGCCGACGUCCCAGCCGACAAGCGUGCCGUCCGGCGUGCCGACGAGCGCGCCGACGUCCCGGCCGACGCUGCCGCCGUCGCCCGUCCCGACGCCGUCGCCCACGGCCAUGUGCCCUGCCAUGGCGUGGCUCGAGGGCGAUAUGACGACGACCGGCUCCAUGACGGCCCGGACCCGAGGGGCUCGAGGGGCUCCAUGGACUGCGCACGAGGGCCCCGAGGCCAUCACCAGCGCGGAGGACAUCCGCGCCCAGGGCGGGCUUCUGGUCCUCGACCACAACAGGAAUUGGGGCAUCAAGGCCACGUGCUCCAACAACGCGGCCAAAAGUUGCGAGAGAGAUGAGGAUUGCGAUCCCGGCAACACAUGCGAGGCCAACGGCUGGGAGGGCGGCGUCAACCCGGCGAGCGGCAUCGACGCCUGCUGCCGCUUCGUGCAGACGACGUGCCCGACGCCGCUGCCGUCGUCCGCGCCGACGUCGCCGCCGUCGCCGAGCCCGACGCUGCUGCCGUCGACGACCCCGACCAGCGUGCCGUCGAGCGUGCCCACGGUGCCGCCGUCGGAGACGCCGACGUCCGUCCCGACGGCCGAGCCCUCGGGAACCCCGACGAUGAUGCCGACGCCGCGGCCGACGUUCACGCGCUACCCCUCGCCCGUGCCGACGAUUCCCGCGCCCUCGCCCAUCCCGACGAGCGUGCCCACGCCCUGGCCGACGACGGCGGUGCCCUCGCCGGGCCCGACGCCCGCGCCCACGCCGGCGCCCACGCCGGCGCCGACGAGCUGCCGCUGCGUCGCGUACUACGGCGUCAACCGCAACGUCGGCAACUUUGCGUUCCGCGACGACGGCCUCGUCUACGGCAGCCUGCCCGCGGUCAACCCGGCGUCGGAGCACUACGACCUCGCCUGGGCCGCCGGCGCGACGCUCAAGGACGGCUUCGACUGGGACGACUACCUGGCGGCGCGGGAGCACUUCUCCACGAUAGCCACGAAGCAAGCGAACGCGGCCUCCUUCGCCGCGAAGAACGACUACGCGCCGCUGGGACCGGGCGCCGCGGGGAAGAACGGCGUGAUUGCGAACACCGGGAACAUCACCGCGGCAGAGCUCGCGCUGCAGGACGGGGGAACGACCCCCCCCAACAAGUACAGCUACAACAUCACGGACAUGGACAAGCGGUGCAUCUACCGCAUGGAACCGGAGCCGUCGGCCGCGCCGACGCCCAAGCCGUCCAUCCCGCCGGGCGUGGCGGCGCCGACGCUCGCGCCGACGGUCACGCAGGCCGUCGUCGAGGUCUCGGCCGCGGUCGUGCUCACGGGCAUCGACCCCACCGACUUCAACUCCGACCCGCAGCAGGUCGAGGCCUUCGCGCAAACGAUCCUCGCGACCCUGCCCGCGGAGCUCGCGGGCGCCGAGGUCACGGACAUCCGAGCCAAGUCCGCGCGUCGGCGGCGACUCCAAGCGGGCAGCGUCGAGGUCGAGUACACGAUCGUCGUCCGACAGGACGCGACUACCGUGUCAGACGGCGGCCAGAGCAUCUUCAGCGACAUUACGACGUCGCUUUCCGCGGCCGUGUCGAGCGGCGAGUUCCUCCAGACGCUCAUCGAAGAGGCGGCCGCGGCGGGCGGGUCCGCCGCGAUGGCGUUCAUGACGAUCGACGUCGACGUGACGGCGUCGACCGCGGCGAUCAGUUCGGCGACCCUGACGCUCGUCAUCACGACGCCGGCCCCCGUGGUGGCGACGCCGGCCCCCGUGGUGGCCCCGGCCGCCGCCGCCGCCGCCGGCGGCGGCGGCGGCGGCGGCGGCGGCAGCGACGGCGGCCUGCUGAUCAUCAUCAUCGUGGUCGUCGUCGUCGUCGUCAUCGGCGGCGGCGCGGCGGCCUUCUUGGUGAUGAAGAAGGGAGGCCGAGGCGCCGCCAAGAUCGAGGCGUCCCCGCACAACUAAACAAGCCCCCGCCCUCCCCCCGGGGCGCACCGGCCGGCCCGGGCCCCUGUUACCCCCUGACCAAACACCCCCGAGAAAAAAAAAACCGAAACCCCCAGUUGCACCGUCUAACUAGUUUCACGCUA
This is a messenger RNA of Pelagomonas calceolata, 4490 nucleotides long. The record is from the annotation of a GenBank genome assembly. NCBI's taxonomy places the organism in Eukaryota, Pelagophyceae, Pelagomonadales, Pelagomonadaceae.